This is a messenger RNA of Neurospora tetrasperma FGSC 2508, 900 nucleotides long. RefSeq lists its product as uncharacterized. Lineage: Eukaryota; Fungi; Ascomycota; Sordariomycetes; Sordariales; Sordariaceae. The coding region runs from base 1 to 900 and encodes 299 amino acids. The transcript is spliced from 3 exons. The record is from RefSeq and is a predicted model, not a curated record.
AUGUGGUGUGCGCCUGGGGUCACCAACUUCCUUGAGGAUACUCCCGGUUUCCAUGGCAUGGUCCGAGAUUCAGUCUCCCUAUUGACGAAUGACCCUUUGACCGUGGUGGAUCUGAACCUGAACGAUGAUUAUCCUGUCCCGCAUCAAAAACAGCUGAUCCCUUUCAACGAGGCAUGGGGUGAAACGAACCAAUACGGUUUCGGUGGCACGAGUUUUUGCGAGACUGAUGCCGAGGCCGCGACCGCUGCGCUUUACUACCUUGUGAAUGUCAACGAAACCGGCGGCCUCCUAGGCGCUGGUGUCGCCAAGGUCGAAGUCAUCAAUAACACUCCCACGGUCACCCAGCGCUUCGGCAACAAGGGGUUCUGGUGGAAUUCAAACACCACCGCCAAAUACGGCGACCAAUGUGCCUACCGCGAUGAACGCUCUGAGUACAUAUACAUCUGGGGCGGCCCCCCGAACUCGAUUACUGGAUGGCCUCACUCCAGUUACGCCUACCUUGCCCGGGUCAAAGCAGAAGAUGCGUUCGAUCUGGCCAAGUACGAGUAUUUCUGGGGUCGUCAGCAGGGCUGGAAGUCAGAGGUUCUUACGAAGUUUGAUGCUGGGACGGCGGUCUGGUGGGCGGUCGGUCAAGGUCAGGUUGCGUGGAAUGAGUACUACCAGUGUUAUGUGCUGGUUCAUUUGUCUGCUUUUGGCGAUGGUGCUGUGUACCUGCGAACAGCCCAGGCUCUGGAAGGACCAUGGACUCCGGAUGUCCAGGUAUACAAGAGCGAACCUAUCGACGGCGGAUUAGUCUAUGCCGGUGUUCAACACCCCUACCUGGAUCCGACUGGACAGACAUUGGUUCUGUCUUUUACGAACAAUAACCACAUUGAGGUUAUCAAGGUGGCUUUUGCUUAG